This is a messenger RNA of Mucor velutinosus, 840 nucleotides long. RefSeq lists its product as uncharacterized. Bases 1 to 840 code for a protein of 279 amino acids. The transcript has 3 exons. NCBI's taxonomy places the organism in Eukaryota, Fungi, Mucoromycota, Mucoromycetes, Mucorales, Mucoraceae. The record is from RefSeq and is a predicted model, not a curated record.
AUGGGUAAUUCAGUUUCAAAAACCAAAGUUUUCAGCGUAAAUUUGCGCAACAAAAUCAGCCAGACACAGUCUAAUCGAGAUAGCCGACAAGAGCCAUCUUCACCUCAUCGCACGCUGGUCAAGUCUGAUCUUCCAUCAACAUCAAGUAGGAUGGCAAAGCCAUCUGUUCUAAAGAACCACAAUUUUUUUAGCAACAAAAGAAAUGCCACGAAGAAAUCUACUCCAGUCCAUCGUCAGCAUCGUCAACAUGCCAGUGUCAAAAACACCACUCUAUCUCGAAAAAAGCCCAAGUAUAAAAAGAAGGUUGUAAUUACCAAGAGUAUCAUUGGCAGGCCCACCAAUUUUAAGCAUUUAACCUGCACAAGGAAUGACAUGGACAAUGAGGACGGCGACAAUGAGUCUUCUACAAUGGCAGCACAAAUGAUUGCUUUGGCUGCUCUUAUUAAACCUCUGCCUGAUAUGGAUCCUGAAAAGACAUUAACGCCACCUAUCAUUCCACCUCGCAAUUCCUCUUAUAGUAACCAUAUCUACAUUCAACAGAUUGCUUUAUCAAUUCCAUCGCCUCCAUCGCCUCCAUCGCCUCCUUCUUCUUCUUCGUCUUCCUGUUCUUCUGCUGUAAUGCAACAUGACAUUCCUUCUGCUUCUACUAGGAAAUCGAAAAAGAAGAGCAAGAGCAACAAAACCUACCCCUCAAUAAAGAAGGGCAAAAAGAAAAACAUCAAAUAUGCAUCCAUUGGCAAGGGCUCCAUAGGUCGAAAACAAGUACAACAUGAUAAAAUGCCAAGACAAAAGCGGAAGGCUAUCAAAUCAGAGCAAGCUGUCAAUUCUUUGGAUUUGUAA